Messenger RNA from Dicentrarchus labrax (European seabass), 3985 nucleotides. It is a transcript of the gene zbtb26, whose product is annotated as zinc finger and BTB domain containing 26. Gene Ontology annotation, cellular component: nucleus. The coding region runs from base 1876 to 3192 and encodes 438 amino acids. The record is from RefSeq and is a predicted model, not a curated record. Lineage: Eukaryota; Metazoa; Chordata; Actinopteri; Moronidae. Gene Ontology annotation, biological process: regulation of transcription by RNA polymerase II. Gene Ontology annotation, molecular function: RNA polymerase II cis-regulatory region sequence-specific DNA binding; DNA-binding transcription factor activity, RNA polymerase II-specific; protein binding. The transcript has 2 exons.
UCACAUUAUUAGAAACUACACUAAUGAACCGAGGCAGCAAGUGAAACCACAUUUACUUUUUCUAAAUGUGAAGCUAUGGUUGAUUCUUUGACACUGCCCUGUGUGAAUUGAAAAAAUGUAAUUGUGUCCUGGCUCAGUCAGAGCUGGGCAAAGGGGUGUGUAAAACUGUGGAUCUCCUGAAAACAACACCCUGCAUGUUCCAGGGCCAAUGUUUCCCAACCUUUUUAAUUUGAGACCCCUUAAAAUAAAUUUUUGGAGUUAUGAGCAGCAAAAGAGUGACUAUUCAUCCUAGAUUGUUUCAUCUGAAGAGUUUUUAAAACUCUAAAGAUGUGCUUUGAGAAAUUUCCAUUCCCAUCUUUAAUCCUCUUGUGAGACAUUCGUCUUGGGACACCUGGGAAUAUGCCCUAAUGUUGGUAAUGGAUACUACUGUAGACUGUAAUAAGUGGAUUUGACAGAGUUUUCUUUUAUAAAGAUCACAUACAUUGUCUAGGAGGUAAGGUACCUCCAGGGAUCAUUAGAGAGAUACCGGAAAAUUAACAGAAAAUAUUUGAUUAAAAAUAAUAAAAAGGACGGCAAUCAUGAUUGGCUGUAUUUAUCUUAUAAUAUGAUAUAUACCUAUGUCUAUGUUGUAACAGUAAUUUUAGUUUAUUUAGAUAUGGGGAAGAGUUGAAGGCGUGAUCCCAUAAAUAGUACUGGGCCUUUAAAUGGGAUUUGCAUCCGGAGCAGCUCCCUCAUUGCCCCAGACAGACACAGGCCAGUGUCCUACCGAUAACAACCCACCUUUAACGGGUUUGUUUACAGCCGGUUAACAGGUACACAACACUUAUUACUGUGUCAAGCAAAGUAAAAACAUAGUAGUAUAGCUAGAUAGUUAGCUAACCGCUAUACCGUUGCAUGUCAUCAGACAGCCUGGGAGUCAGCUGCAGACAAGGCCAAAGGGAAAUAUGGAGGCGACUUGUGGUUCAUAUUUUUCAGAUAGCUAGCGACAGCUAACGCGAGGCAUAGAGAGAGAUAACUUCUUUGUAUAAGUGUAACCCUCAGAGUAACUCCCAGGCUGUCUAUUCCUCUAAAGAAAACCAAAACUUGAACGUUAGGUUAGCGGUGGAGCUAAGCUAACAUUAACAUGAAUGUGGCCACGGUUCCGGUCAGAUCUGUCAGUGAAAACCGACUGCCAAUCUCCGCUUGGAACUGUCACAGUUUUACAUUAAUGUGUUAUUUAUCGACAAACCUUAGCAACACUGUAACUAGUUAGAGGGUUUUAAAUGUUUUCUACACCUAAUGUAAAUCGGCAUUAAGCUUUUAGCAUUAUUCAACAGUAUUUCACCUUUAUCGCUUAGCUGCACGAUGCUUACCAGUGUUACCACCAGGGAAACCAGUGCGUUAGCGUUAGCUUACCCUAUACAAGUUUAUACGAAUAAACUUUUUACUUGUUACCCUUUGUUUUGAACGCCGAACUGAAGAGUGGAUAGUGUUUCCGAAAAUAUAUUGAAACAUAACGAUAUUUAAUUUGCCAAUUGACCAGUUUAUAUGACCACAUUUUUGCUGGCGUUAAAUUGGCUAGUUUUUAAACCGAGUCUGGCUCUAUGUGCUCACUCUCAUCCUAUCCACGAGAGCAGCAGCACGCGCAAGGUUUGAUGAGGAUUAUGACGAUACGGUGGUGGUUGUUAAUUGACGCAGGUGGUGGUGGUUAUAUAAAUUAGCUCUUCAUCUUUAAUUAAGACAUGGGCUGUGUCUCUAAAUGUAGAAUAUGAUUACUUGCAAUGUCUAUGAAGUAGAGUUUAAUGUAAGGAGGGAUUGCAGUUUACAGUAUUCUUAGGGAAAAUCUUUUGAAUUUAUAUUUGCAGGUGCGCUGCUGCUGCUGGCCGUCGGUUCACUAUGGCCCAGAACCAGGUGAUUCUGCAGUUCCGCUUCGCCACAUUUGGGGACUCCAUGCUGCAGAAGAUGAACCUCUUACGACACCAGAGACGCUUCUGUGAUGUCACCGUGCGCAUCAACCAGCUGGAAGUCCCUGGUCACAAGGUAGUGUUUGCCGCUGGCUCUUCUUUCUUGAGGGACCAGUUCAUCCUUCAGCAGGACUCCAGGGAGGUCCAGAUCUCCAUGAUCCAGGAGGCGGAGGUGGGCCGGCAGUUGCUGCUGUCGUGCUACACAGGUCAGCUGGAGUUUCCUGAGCUGGAGCUGGUGCAUUACCUGACAGUUGCCAGCUUCCUCCAAAUGGGCCACAUCGUGGAGCAGUGCACUCAAGCUCUCAGCAAGUUCAUCAAACCUCAGUCUGCACGCCAGCUGGAGGUGGAUGUGGAUAUGAGGAGGGAGAAGAGGGACGAGGGUUUAUCCUCCCAGGUCCAGAGACAGCAAGAACGCUCUCAGGGCUCUCAGACUGUGCAGCAGGAGGAUGAGGAGGUGGAGCAGGUUGAGGACGAAAACAAUGGCGAUGAUGACGAUGAUGAAGACGACGACGACGAUGAUGAUGUGAUCAUACAGCCUAAGUCCCCUCUCCAGAUAUUAGGCAGAUGUUCAAGGCAGGGUAUGGUGGAGAGUGACAUCACUAUAGUAAAAGUGGAGUCUGUGUCUGAUGUAGCAGAAAACUCAAUCACUGGUCACUUCCCCACCAGCCCACCUGCUGCCCUCCACUCUCCUGAGCCCCAGCACUCCCUCAUCAACUCCACAGUGGACAGUCGUGGUAGUGAGAUGGCGGUUCCACCUGGUGUGGCCAGGUACCCGCUCAGUCCCCCUCCUCCAUCGCCUCCUGCCGAGAAACACAGUGGGCACCAGAGGAACUACGACAAACCUCUCCAGUGGUACCACCAGUGCCCCAAGUGCACCAGAGUCUUCCGCCAGCUGGAGAACUAUGCCAACCACCUCAAGAUGCACAAGCUGUUCAUGUGCCUCCUGUGCGGCAAGACCUUCACGCAGAAGGGCAACCUGCACCGACACAUGCGCGUCCACGCCGGCAUCAAGCCCUUCCAGUGUAAAAUCUGCGGGAAGACCUUCACCCAAAAGUGUUCUUUGCUUGAUCACUUAAACCUGCACAGUGGGGACAAGCCGCACCGCUGCAACUACUGUGACAUGGUUUUUGCUCAUAAGCCAGUUCUCCGCAAGCACCUGAAACAGAUCCACGGGAAGAACAGCUUUGACAACGCAAACGAAGGCAACUUGCAUGACGGGGGGCUUGACUUUGAUUUUGGACAAAUAUGAAAUCUGUGGACCUUUUUUUUAGUAGCUUUGUUGAAUGCCAUCAGUCAUUUAACUAGGCCCGAUGCAGAAGUUAGUCUUAAAUUUAACAGUUCAACAAACGAACGCUUUAUACGAAGCUGGAGCGUAGAGUCUGUUAUUCUGUGUGUGAGAAACAACGAUUGCAUUAUCAAAGAUGGGCAGAUGAGUGAACAUGAUGGCUGGUUUCCCAAAGUGUCAUCCUCAUCCUGAUGAGUUUAACUGGAGAACAUAAACAGUUUUCCUGGUCUACAUUUCACUGUAGCUUCAUUCAUGUGGACUAUUUUUUUAUCUUUUUCUUUUUCUACAUACAAUACAUUGUAGAUGCCUUCAUAUCGUACUUGAAAAUUCAGCACUGAAACACAAAACAUAAUGACUGUAGAUCAUUAGUUUUAUUAAUGAAUUACCAUGUGUGUGUGUCUAUGUUGUCAAAUGGAAAAAACAUUGCAAAAUGAAUAUAUAUUCAAUAUAUAUAUAAAUCAUGUUCAUUUGUAUAUUGUGUAUACAGUCUACUGUAGCCUUUCUUUCUUACCUGUGUGAAUAUGACAACAUGGACAUCAUAACUUAAAGAAACUUGAAAGCUAGUGGGUUGAAAAAUAUUUUAUUGAAGGCAAUCUACACCAGUGACAAAUGGGAUGCCAAAGUGUCUGUAUGAACUGAAAUGGUUCUUUUUUUUACAGAUUUUAUAUCUGAGGUACUAUUGGACCAAAGUGACAUUGUAUCUGUCCUGUGUUCAUGGAAGUCGAUGUGUGUUAUGAAAUUAAAAACUCCAGAUCAA